Molecule: messenger RNA, 1330 nt
Organism: Misgurnus anguillicaudatus (oriental weatherfish)
Lineage: Eukaryota; Metazoa; Chordata; Actinopteri; Cypriniformes; Cobitidae
Source: RefSeq, a predicted model, not a curated record
UUGUACAUCUGUACAGGUGCACGUCACAAUUAUAACACAGCACAGAUUCAGUCUUUCUCAUGAUGCCUGUGUAUCUGAAUAGACAAGCUGCACUUUAGUCUACUUGAAUUUAAAGCGUAUAUAUUUCGUGCUAUGGAGAAGAAACGUCCUGGAGUUGGUCGUUGUAAAUGUGCAUUUUGGUUUGCAGUUUUUCAUGACAUCUUUGGACUCUUCAUCCUCCUGACGGGGGUGUUUUGGCAGGUCUUCUUCCAUGACUUUUUAAUAUACGCUGGAGCAGUGAUCAUUUUUCUCAGUCUCAUCUGGUGGAUCUUUUGGUACACCGGUAAUAUUGAAGUGCCCCCCGAGGAACUGGAAGACGACAUCGCACAGUACAGGCGCACCAAAGGGAUUUCAGGUGUUAUGCGUAAAGUCUCCAGCAGUCUUUCCAACGGACUGAGAAGUUCCUUCAGGAGGAACGGAAGAACCAAUAUGCGUGAUUCUCAGGCAAGCCGAACUUCCAGAGCAGACCAACCAAUUUCGAUUGUCAUGGGCGCUUAUCUGAAUACACAACCAUCUGAGAUGACCAAUCAUCUGAACAGAGAUCCUUUAGUGAUAUAAAGGUGACAUAUUUUUAAUGCAGGUGAAAUAGAUAAUCUAUUUUAUUAUGCAUGUGAUCCUUUAUUGAUCAUACAAUGUGUGGCCUUGUUAAUCAUUCAUAGUAUUCUAGUUAUUACAAGGCCUCCAAUUGCCCAGGACAGAGAAUCAAAUGUGACUUAUCUUUUUUUACACGCACAGCAAACUUUGCUCGAUGUUCAAUGGUGGGCUGUGAUUUGACUUGUUGUAAUAGUCACCUCUAUUUCCACAGUGCUCUUCAGGAUAGACCCCUGAAAACUACAUGAAAACUGCCUUGGAAGGAUUUGCGUUAUAAAUGUGUUAUAAUGCAGAUAAAUGCGUUAUAGAUUUGUAACAUUUAUACUUGUGUGUUUAUGUAUAGCCUACAAAUGAUUUUGUUUUAUUUGCUGCACACUUAAAAAUUAAGGUGCUUAUUCACAGAAAUGGCAGAUAAGAAUAAUUUUCAGUUCCUCAAAGAAUCCUUUAGUCAAAGGUUCCUAUUUCUUUCAUGCCUUUUUAUAAUCUAAAGAACCUUUUUCACUACAAGAUUCUUUUUGGAACCAUUCAGCCAAAAAUGUCUUUUCUAUGGCAUCGUGAAGCACCUUUAUUUAUAAGAGUGUGGUUGUGUGUUGUCCCAUUACAAGUAAGCUGUGUUUAUGCCUUUGUUUAUAGUAUAACUAAGGAAAAUAUUGCAUUGUGUAGAGAGACUUGUUGCAAGCAGUUUAAAGCAAGAAACAUA